ACCACCCUGGAGCAAAGGCCUGCCCCCUUAUCCUCUUCGCCAUAGCCUCUCCGCCAAACGCUCUUCCACAUCCUCCCGCCUAAGAACACACCUGCAAGGAAUUUCUCUCGCAGUCCUCCUCCGUGGUACUGCAUUGGCGUGGAGUGGAGAUCCAUUGAGGCUACGAUCGAUUUCUGGUUUAGCUUUUUGCGGAUUCGUUCGCGUCAGCAUGGAGGGACUGACGGAGAGCGAGAUCGCCGGCUUUGCGGUGGGUGCUUUUCUGCUCGGCGCCAGCAUCGCCGCGCAAAGGGUCGACGGCUUCAUCGCCACUUCGCAGAGAAGGUCUUUAAACAUGUGCAAGCGCUGCGGUGAUCUUCGCAUGGUAGCAUGCUCACAAUGCAAAGGAGUAGGUUCUGUUAGGAAAGGUGGAACCUUCACAUUUGGCAUGCUGGAGGAUAUCUACGAAUCACUUGGAGCUGAAACAAACGCAGCUGAUUUGGUCGCUUGCUCAAAGUGUCGUUCUAAAGGUCGCCUCCUGUGUCCAGAGUGCUCCAAAGUCAGAUGACCACUUAACUGCGUUUUGCGAUUACUGAUGAGAAUUAAUUGUCCAGUUUGCAAACUACUCCAGUGUUCCAUGGAGUGAUCGAUCAAUGGACCUGUGUUUUUUCUUACUUGGCAGGAACAAUAGCAAAUACUAGUACUGAAUAUGUACGAUCAAAUAUUUCAGCAUGUGUACGGAGUUCAAA
Molecule: messenger RNA, 725 nt
Organism: Lolium rigidum
Lineage: Eukaryota; Viridiplantae; Streptophyta; Magnoliopsida; Poales; Poaceae
Exons: 3
Coding region: 209-544 (111 amino acids)
Source: RefSeq, a predicted model, not a curated record